Corythoichthys intestinalis (scribbled pipefish) is the source of this 3575-nucleotide messenger RNA. It is a transcript of the gene ngef, whose product is annotated as neuronal guanine nucleotide exchange factor. Gene Ontology annotation, biological process: activation of GTPase activity. The transcript is spliced from 15 exons. Gene Ontology annotation, molecular function: guanyl-nucleotide exchange factor activity; protein binding. Lineage: Eukaryota; Metazoa; Chordata; Actinopteri; Syngnathiformes; Syngnathidae. Bases 326 to 2617 code for a protein of 763 amino acids. The record is from RefSeq and is a predicted model, not a curated record.
AAAGAGCAGGAGAGGGCGAGCGAGUCAUAAAUGCAAUAAUUACAGCUUAGGUAGAAAUAAGCAAAGCACUCCAGUCUCACUGGCUGCCAGCGUAGCGAACAGACAGGCAUAUUGGAGCAACAUUUACUUUUUGUUUUGUUGCUUACUCUACAAUUCACUGCUGUGCUUGGGAUUUAUACGAGAAUAUAUUCAGGGAAACCAAACAUUUCUCAGGAUGGAUUUUCUUCUGGAUUCUGGCUGAUUAGGAUGGAUUAUUUUCAUGCACUUUUUUCCAAGUCUUACUGAAUUUCCUGAGCAAACUUGAAAUUUGUGAAACUGUACAUUCAUGAUGUCUGUGGCCGCUCUGUUUCGGGGCAAGUGGGGGACUAAACCCCAGGAAAGCCCUGACAAGCAUGCGACCACUGCAGCUCUACCCACCCACGAGGAGGACUAUGAUGAUGAUGAUGAUGAUUCCAGGGUGGGCUUGAGCAGAGAGCCUAUUCGCAGAAACUCACGUUUUUACCGCUCAAUGAGGAGGAAGAGAAUGGCUGCCUCUGAAAACUCUGAAACAGGUUCUCCCAGAUCUGGUGUGGACAACACCACAUCAACAAACUCUUAUUCUAAUACUCCCUCACCCCAUAAAUCAUUGGAACUGUCCUCGGCUGCUCGACCUGCGUUGCCAAGCAAUGGUGAGGCCAGCAGCAGAUAUUAUUCUUUGUACAACAUGGAUGCUGUGAAUAAGGAAAGAGGAAGUGUGGGAGGAGGGAACGUGGACAUAUCUGCUGCCUCCUACCACCACAACACAGUCGUAACAGCUCUCGACUCGUUGUCGUACCGAACUCACAGCAUUCAAAGUGGAGACAUUAGAAAGCUGUCUGAGCAAACAACCGCAGCCUGCACCGUACGCGACACUGGAAGGACCAUGAGUUCGGGAAUGCCGAGCGCUGGUAGAGUUGACCGGGAUAACCUCAACUACAGAAUGCGGACCAAUGGAGCUUACUCGAAGACAAUCGGCCUCAACCUUGUCAAAAACAUAGGCUUUUUGUAUCAGGAAUACAGAGAUACAUCAAAGAAGCAGGAGAUUGAGCAAAGGCGUCAGCGCGAGUAUGGCCUUCCUUCCUCCAUGUUGGCAGGAUCCAACAUCUCAUCCCGUCCGGCAUUACAACUACAGCUGAGGAACAAUACCCGAGCGCUGAGCUUGUGGCAGAACCUGGAUGUGGUGCAAGCCAGUGGACUACUCAACGAGCUACCACAAAAAGAGAUUAUAAUGCAAGAGGCCAUGUUUGAACUUAUCACUUCGGAAGCAUCCUACUACAAGAGUUUGGAGAUUCUAGAAACUCACUUCUUAAAGAACCCCUCAUUGAUAAACACACUCAGCCAGUCAGACAUGCACUUUCUGUUCUCCAACAUUGAAGAAGUUAUGAAAGCCAGUGAACGGUUCCUGAUGGAUCUCGAACACCGAAUUGAAAAGUCAAUUGUGAUUUCGGAUGUGUGUGACAUUGUUUACAACCAUGCUGUGGGGCACUUCCAUGUCUUUAUCAAGUACGUCAUUAAUCAGGUUUACCAGGAGAAGAACUACAGGAGAAUUUUAGAGGGAAAUCAGGCAUUCCGGGAGACAAUGACACAAUUGGAGAACCAUCCGUGUGUCCGAGGGCUGUCCUUUACGUCAUUCCUCAUCCUUCCUUUCCAGAGGAUCACAAGGCUCAAGUUGCUUGUCCAAAAUAUCCUGAAAAAUGCUGAAGAACACUCUGAGAGGGAAGCAAAUGCAAUUAAAGCUCACCAGCGACUGGAGCAGAUUGUGAAAGAGUGUAAUGAGGGUGUUCGAAAAAUGAGUCGCACAGAGGAGCUUAUCAGCAUUGAAAAGACAUUGGAAUUCAAAUCCAAGUCUGUGCCCAUCAUCUCCCACUCCCGCUGGCUGCUCAAAAAGGGUGAAGUGCAACAGAUGUCAGGUCCCAAGACCACCAGGACAAUGCGAAGCCGUAAGCUCUACCAACCCGUCGUCUUGUUUCUCUUCAACAACCUGCUGCUUAUCACCAAGCGCAGCUCAAGUGGGGACAAAUUUCAGGUUCUUGACUCAUGCACACGAGCUAUGCUGCGGACAGAAGAUCUUGAGGACCAAGGCCAGAUGCUGGCAUGUGUCUUCAAUCUCAAAUUGCUGGAGAAUCAAGAGGACCGUGAAGUCAACUACAUGCUCAAGACAUCAAGCAUGAGUGAUAAGCUUCGAUGGAUGUCGGCGCUGACGCCAAACCCCCGCACGCGUUUUAUGUCAUCCAGCGCACACCAAUCAGACACUUUACAGGUGCAAUGUAUUCAGUCUUACUCCUCUCAGGAGCCAGAUGAACUCUCCAUUGAGAUGGCCGAUGUUUUGAAUCUCCUAGAGAGGACCGAUGAUGGAUGGAUGAUGGGGGAAAGGCUCCAUGAUGGCGAAAGAGGAUGGUUCCCAAGUCGACUCGUGGAGGAGAUCCACAGUAAGGAGGUGCGAGCUCAGAACCUGAGAGAGGCGUUUAAGGUUCAUCAUGCUCAAGAAGGAGGAGGAGCCCUGCAAGGUGGAGCAAGGAUUGGCUCAAGAGGGGGGAGACCCAUGCCAAAAGCCUCCAACCUGUUCAGUAUGUUGAAUGAUUCAAUAGGAAAGAAGUAAAGCAGAGAGCUUGAAAAAAGAUGUAUGUACAAAAAAAAAAUGUGUCCUUAAAGAACUUGAACUACAGCAGAUGACUUUCAAGCGUCACUGUCUUACUCUCAGUAGCCUCGUUUACACCGAAAUUUCACAAAAUUGACCUAACGCAAGAGCCAACAUUGGUGAAGAAAAGCAUGAUGGAAUGGACAACAGUGCAAGAAAGUAACCCUCGCUUGUGAAUUCACUAACCCACAGUUUCCUGAUAAGAUUCUGACACUACCUACUGGAGAUGUCCCGAUCGCGUAUUUUUUUCACCCGAGUCUGAGUCCGAGUCACCUGAUUUUGAAAAUCUGUUGAUACAGAGUCCCGAUCCGAUACCAGGAAAAAAAGGUUUUUUUUUCUCACAAAACUUCCAAACAUGUAACUGUCCCACCAUGCCACCUUCAUAAUGUGAAUUGCAGGUAGUCCCCAGGUUACGACGUACCCGACUUACGUGAUUUCGACUUUAUGAUGCCAGAGUAUAGUCCGCAAUUCUGUCUUCAAUGUUUUAAAAAGUACCUACUGUAGUUCCCGUUGCCGUUCUUAAUGUCAGCAUCCCCUCCUCCCCCAGCAGUGUCGUGGCUGUCCUGCAGUUCUUGACGGCGUCAGGUCCCAUUUCCUUGUUCUCAUGCUGCUGCUGCUGCUGAGAGUCCCGAUUUUGAGCUCGCACGGCGGGCUCACGUUGAGAAAGGCAACGUUGGUGACCUGAGCGCCCAUGAUAUCCCCCCUCUCUCGCCUCCCUACUCUUUCCACAGUGUCCUUUUCUCUCAGCAAGGCGACUGACUUGAGAGUAAAGCCCGAAUAGUCAUUGAACAUAACAGCAUUUGACACAACAUACAUCACAGUGUCCUAUUUUUUUACUUCAUUUUACAACCCUUAGCAAAAAGUAUGGAAUCACCAGUCUCAGACGAACACUCACUCAGACAUUUUAUCAUGUAGAACA